AUGACCUGCCACUCACCCGAAUCCACGGAGACCGUCGAAAAUGAGAGAAGAACGGAUACGGAGUCACGAGUUGUAGAUUCCGAUGAGACUCGCAUCGCUCAGGCCAUGAAAGACCUUAAAAAUACAGGUGAGUGCAUGUCCUCAUUUUAUAGUUUUAGAUUAACUCUACACACACAUUUCGACAUGAUUACUAAAUGUGCCUAUUUUCAGUGUUCUAGUACAGUUUUACCAGUACCGUUACAAACAUACGAGCAUGACACAGAAUGUCAAUAGCUUUUCUGAAUUACAAAUAAACGAUAUAGCCUAACUUUCAAAAUAUUUAUUUGUAAUAAAAACGCAAAACAAGGUAAUGUAUCUCUAUUAUGGCCCUGAAAAAACGAGUAAUUAUAAAGCAAACUAGUUUGAAAGUAACCUUAUCUAAAUGCUCGUGCCCAUAUCUAUCAAGAUAUGCAUGCGGUCAUGCAGUACGCACUGUCUGUAUUCAUUAUGUAUGGUUGAAAAUGACAACUAAACAAAGCACACUUGGCAUUCCAUCGUUCAAUGAAUGCAUUUCACCUCUAUUUAUCCUGAACAGUAACGGAUUUAGUCUCUUGAAAAUCGUAGUAAUUCGUGCACGAGGUAGACACUUCACUUUGUUUUUAAGUCGCAGAAUGUAUAAGGACGUUUUGUUAUAGGCUAUUGUGAGUUUGUUGGAAGACUACUUUUUUUUUACAAUUAGACGCAUUCAAAUGAAAAAAUGUUCAGAACAUGUCUAUGAAUUAAUACAAUGUGCCUUCAUUCAUAAGUUAGGCAUUGAUGUUAAUUGUUCUUAGAAGUCACACGAAUUGUGUUCAUUUACUGUUCUAAUGAAAUGUAUGUUCCACUUCAAAUGCUGUUAGAGUGAAUUAUAGGAUUGCCAUUAUGUGAAUGCUGUGGAGAGGGGGAUCAUUCUUAUUUUUAGAGAUGCACAAAGGGCUGGUCCAAUGCUGUGAUCUUAAAACGGAGGUGUUCAUUUAUUAGGUAGGCAUUUGUGGGCUAUUCAAAGAUCAAGCAUCUUUAAUGUAUUUUAAGAGGCAUGUAUUAUCAUUAAAGGGGGGGAAAAGCAUGUGAACUUCAUAUUCAUCAUCUCCAGCAACACCCCUACAUCAACAUAUGUGAAAAUUGCCCAUUUCUAUGUUUUGUAGUAAAAAAUAUGGAAGGUAAGUGUUUCCAAUGACAUCACCAAUUAUUAGUAGGCAUUGCUUACUAAUUGGUUGAUGUCAUUGGAAACACAUAUCUUCAAUAUUUUUUACUACAAAACAUAGAAACGGGCAAUUUUCACAUGUUGAUGUUGGGGUGGUGCUGGAGAUGAUUAAUAUGAAGUUGACUUAUUUAAUUUUUUUUCCUUAAUUUUACAAGCAAAGCAAAUUUUUUGACUAAAACAUAAUAAUUUCAAUACUUGCUUAUGAUCAUGUUUCUCUAUUAUAACAACAAUUCAAUAAAACAAUAAUGUGUGUGUAUGCAUACAUACAUUACAGUACCAGUCAAAAGUUUGGACACACCUACUCAUUCAAGGGUUUUUCUUUAUUUUUACUAUUUUUUACAUUGUAGAAUAAUACUGAAGACAUCAAAACUAUUAAUUAACACAUGGAAUCAUGUAGUAACCAAAAAUGUGUUAAACAAAUCAAGAUAUAUUUGACAUUCUUCAAAUAGCCAUCCUUUGCCUUGAUGACAGCUUUUUACACUCUUGGCAUUCUCUCAACCAGCUUCACCUGGAAUGCUUUUCCAACAGUCUUGAAGGAGUUCCCACAUAUGAUGAGCACUUGUUGGCUGCUUUUAUUUCACUCUGCCGUCCGAGUCAUCUGAUGCAGCACUCCAUCACUUUCCUUCUUGGUAAAAUAGCCCUUACACAGCCUGGAGGUGUGUUGGGUCAUUGUCCUGUUGAAAAACAAAUGAUAGUCCCACUAAGACCAAACCAGAUGGGAUGGCGUAUCGCUGCAGAAUGCAGUGGUAGCCAUGCUGGUUAAGUGUGCCUUGAAUUCUAAAUAAAUCACAGACAAUGUCACCAGCAAAGUACCCCCACCCCAUCACACCUCCUCCUCAAUGCUUUACAGUGGGAACUAAACAUGCAGAGAUCAUCCGUUCACCCACACCGCGUCUCACAAAGACACGGCGGUUGGAACCAAAAAUCUCAAAUUUGGACUCCAGACCAAAAGACACAUUUCCACCAGUCUAAUGUCCAUUGCUUGUUUCUUGGCCCAAGCAAGUCUCUUCUUAUUAUUGGUGUCCUUUGGUAAUGGUUUCUUUGCAGCAAUUAGACCAUGAAGGCCUGAUUCACACAGUCUCCUCUGAACAGUUGAUGUUGAGAUGUGUCUGUUACUUGAACUCUGUGAAGCAUUUAUUUGGACUGCAAUUUCUGAGGCAGGUAACUCUAAUGAACUUAUCCUCUGCAGCUGAGGUAACUCUGGGUCUUCCAUUCCUGUGGCGGUCCUCAUGAGAGCCAGUUUCAUCAUAGCGCUUGAUGGUUUUUGCGACUGCACUUGAAAAAACUUUCAAAGUUCUUGACAUUUUCCGUAUUGACUACCUUCAUGUCUUAAAGUAAUGAUGGACUCUCAUUUCUCUUUGCUUAUUUGAGCUGUUCUUGACAUAAUAUGGACUUGGUCUUUACCAAAUAGGGCUAUCUUCUGUAUACCACCCCUACCUUGUCACAACACAUCUGAUUGGCUCCAACGCAUUAAAAGGAAAGAAAUUCCACAAAUUAACUUUUAACAAGGCACACCUGUUAGUUGAAAUGCAUUCCAGGUGACUACCUCAUGAAGCUGGUUGAGAGAAUGCCAAGAGUGUGCAAAGCUGUCAUCAAGGCAAAGGGUGGCUAAUUUGUAAGUCGCUCUGGAUAAGAGCGUCUGCUAAAUGACGUAAAUGUAAUGUAAAUGUAAUUAUAUUUUGAUUUGUUUAACACAUUUUUGGUUACUACAUGAUUCCAUAUGUGUUAUUUCAUAGUUUUGAUGUCUUCACUAUUAUUCUACAAUGGUAAAAAUAAAGAAAAACCCUUGAAUGAGUAGGUGUCCAAACUCUUGACUGGUAGUGUGUGUGUGUGUGUGUGUGUAUGUAUGUAUGUAUGUAUAUAUAUAUAUAUUUUUAAAGAAGCAAUAAAACUGGGAAGAAGCAAACAAUUGUGGGUUCGAUUACAGGCUCAAAAUGGCUAUUCCAUGCGAAAAAUUACCAAGAAACUGAAGAUCUCGUACAACGCUGUAUACUACUCCCUUCACAGAACAGCGCAAACUGGCUCUAACCAGAAUGGAAAGAGAAGUGGGAGGCCCCGGUGCACAACUGAGCAAGAGGAUUUAAGAAAAAUUUGCAGUGGUCUAUUAAUUUUUUCCAGAGCUAGCUAUAUAUAUAUAUAUAUAUAUAUAUAUAUAUAUAUGUGUAUGUAUAUAUGUGUGUGUGAUAUAGAUAUAUCAUACAGCUCUGGAAAAAGUGAAGAGACCACUGCAAAUGUUUCUUAAAUCAGCAUCUCUACAUGUAUGACAGCCAUUCCAUUCCAGUGUCUGUUGAAUUCCAACACAGGCACACCUCAUUCUACUGAAUUAGGUGAUCACCUGAACCAAAUCUUAUUUAACAAAGAAAAUUAUAAAAACCACUGCUGUGUCAUCACUAUCCUCUUGCAGUAGGACCAGCUGGAUGGCAAAAACAGUGCUAAUAGUACCUCAAAAGUAAUAUUAAUCAAAAAAUAACUAUGGACCAUCCCAAAAAGGAAUGUUUUGAAUGAGGAAAAUAAGGGUUAAAUUCUGGCUUUACUGGCAGAGGGAUACAGUGAGCGUCAGGUUGCUUCCAUCCUUAAGAUUUCAAAGACGGCGGUUCAUAAGAACAAGGUCAAGCAGCAGACAUUGGAGACGACAAAGCUACAGACCGGCAGAGGGCGGAAACGACUCUCUACUGACCGGGAUGACCGCCAACUCAUUCGAAUGUCACUCAACAACCGUAGGAUGACAUCAAGUGACCUACAAAAAGAAUGGCAAACGGAAGCUGGGGUGAAGUGCACGGCGAGGACGGUUCGAAACAGGCUCCUAGGGGCAGGGCUGAAGUCAUGCAAAGCUAGAAAAAAGGCCUUCAUCAAUGAGAAGUAAAGAAGAGCCAGGCUGAGGUUUGCAAAAGACCAUAAGGAUUGGACCGUAGAGGACUGGAGUAAGGUCAUCUUCUCUGAUGAGUCCAAUUUUCAACUUUGCCCAACACCUGGUCGUCUAAUGGUUAGAAGGAGACCUGGAGAGACCUACAAGCCACAGUGUCUCGCACCCACUGUGAAAUUUGGUGGAGGAUCGGUGAUGAUCUGGGGGUGCUUCAGCAAGGCUGGAAUCGGGCAGAUUUGACUUUGUGAAGGACGCAUGAAUCAAGCCACGUACAAGGUUGUUCUGUAAGAAGACUUGCUUCCUUUUGCUCUGACAUUGUUCCCCAACUCUGAGGAUUGGUUUUUCCAGCAGGACAAUGCGCCAUGCCACACAGCCAGGUCAAUCAAGGUGUGGAUGGAGGACCACCAGAACAAGACCCUGUCAUGGCCAGCCCAAUUUCCAGACCUGAACCCCAUUGAAAACUUCUGGAAUGUGAUCAAGAGGAAGAUGGAUGGUCACAAGCCAUCAAACAAAGCCGAGCUGCUUGAAUUUCUGCUCCAGGAGUGGCAUAAAGUCACCCACAUCAAUGUGAAAGACUGGUGGAGAGCAUGCCAAGACUCAUGAAAGCUGUGAUUUGAAAAUCAGGGUUAUUCCACCAAAUAUUGAUUUCUGAACUCUUCCUAAGUUAAAACAUUAGUGUUGUUUAAAAAUUAACAUGAAGUUAUUUUCUUUGCAUUAUUCGAGGUCUGACAACACUACAUAUUUUUUGUUAUUUUGACCAGUUGUCGUAUGUAUGUAUAUUAUAAUUUUUCGCUCAGAAAAGAUGGGGGACCAAAUAAAACCACCUGUGGGUCACCAGUUGGGGAACCCUGCACUAAAGGGUACCAGUUUUGGCUUGUGAGUGCUACUUUCAGAACUACUGCCUAAAAAGUAUACAAAAGUACUGGAGAAUCUCUAACCUCCACAAAUCCAGUCAAACUUAAGAGUUUUUGGGUUGAGGGUCUGAGGGGGUCAGUGAGAGGGGGGGAUGGAGGUAGACAGUCACUGCUGAUGUGUAGGCUAACUGCAGAGAUUCCUCUCAUACAUUUCACUGCAAAAGUCACUACAAAAAUUGUGAGAAUUUAACAUGUUAACCCACUCUCUCUAAGACCAAGUGGAAUUUGUUUUAAAAUUCAUGUGGACAGUACAGAGGGCUUUUUUAGGGUAAAGGCUUAGAUUCAGGUUUAUGUUCAUGUGCAUAGUUUGACUGUAUGUGUGCGUUCGUGCAUGAGAUUUGGAUUUGGAUUACCGUCUGUUCUCAUAAAAAGGAUCUUGUUUUCUUUGAAUAGCCCAGUGUUUGUUUUGUCCUGUCUCCUUGUGCUAAUGCAUGUGUGUGUUUCUCUCUCUCUCUCCUAACAGGCUGGUACUGGGGCAGCCUGACCGCCAACGAAGCCAAAGAGAUUCUCCAGAAUGCAUCGGAGGGAACCUUCCUGGUGCGAGACAGCUCCCAGAGGGACUACCUGUUCACCAUCUCUGCCAUGACCUCCGCCGGCCCCACCAACUUGCGCAUCGAGUACAAGGAGGGCAAGUUUAAACUGGACUCGGUGGUGCUGAUCAAGCCCAAGCUCAAACAGUUUGACAGUGUGGUGCACCUGGUGGAACACUACGUGCAGCUGUCCAGGACUACCAGUAAAGGGGCGUCGUCAGGGGAGUCGCAGUCCCUGGCCCCACCCAACGGGACAGUUCAGCUGCUCCUGACCAAGCCUGUGUACACUGCCGUGCCCUCUCUACAGCACCUGUGCCGGAUCGCCAUCAACAACGCCACCAGGCAGGUGCAGGAGCUGCCUUUACCCAACAGGCUAAAGAACUACCUGACGGACUACAGCUACAAU
This is a messenger RNA of Coregonus sp. 'balchen', 5935 nucleotides long. The record is from the annotation of a GenBank genome assembly. Lineage: Eukaryota; Metazoa; Chordata; Actinopteri; Salmoniformes; Salmonidae.